UUGACCUACGACCUGGCGCCAAAAUUCGCGCGCCAUUUUCAGCAAGAAAACAAUGCUUUGCCAGGCUGAAGACAACUCCUCUCUCUGUGAAUCCGUUUCCAAGGUCCCUAGAAUCAAGAUGCCUUCCAACAACAUUCUCCUGCGGUUCGCUAAGAUGACUGAGCACGCCUUCGCUCCCACGAGAGGGUCAAAACAGGCGGCCGGCUACGAUUUAUACAGUGCAUACGACUACACCAUCCCAGCACAGGGCAAGGUUCUGGCGAAGACUGACAUCCAAAUCGCUCUGCCUGAAGGCUGCUAUGGCAGAGUCGCCCCUCGAUCAGGACUGGCACACAAAAACUUUAUAGAUGUGGGAGCCGGGGUGAUUGACAGGGAUUACCGUGGCAACGUAGGGGUCAUCAUGUUCAACUUUGGCAAGGAAGAGUUCAAAGUGAACAAGGGAGACCGGAUAGCUCAGCUGAUCUGUGAGCGGAUCUUCAUGCCUGAUCUGCAGGAGGAAGAGACUCUUGACAACACGGAGAGAGGGGAGGGAGGUUUUGGUUCCACCGGCAAGAACUGAGGAGCUGCAACCAAUCCCAACAACUUGCCAUCUUUACUGGACCAGACCAGAUGUUUAAAAUAGUAAAGCACAAACAGUCCUUACAAGAACUUCAGUUUCCAUUUGUACUAGACCAGACUAGAAAUAUACUUGUAGUACAAGUUGCACAUAAAAAGGAUACUUUAACACAACUAGCAGACAUGAUUUAACCGUAACUUUAUGCUUGGUUGACUUUCAACACCACAUUGUUGUCUAUGAUAGCUGUAUAUUAGCAUAUGCUGUAUUUUCUUGAGUACGCACUUCGUAAACUUUUCAAACUGAAAACGUGUUGCAUCACCAAAGUUGGGUUCAUCAUUUAUUCAGGCUUUCCAUUUGCAUUUCAACCUGACGCUUGUCUGUAACUUGUACUGUAUUGAGGGUGCAUACUGGUACUUGAAUUGCAUACUUCAAUCAAGAAAAUACCUAUUUUUCCACAGAAAUUUCAAGAUAUGAUAAUGUAUCCAUUAAACUUGUACAGGUGAGGUGAUGCAGAAAAUGUUAUUUGUGCUUUAAUAUCUAUGUGUUUUGUCUAAAGUAAAGAUAUGAGCGGAGCUGGUUAUGGGUUUUGAUACUAACCAAAUAAAGCAACCAUUUUCUGUUUUUCAC
Molecule: messenger RNA, 1183 nt
Organism: Branchiostoma floridae (Florida lancelet)
Lineage: Eukaryota; Metazoa; Chordata; Leptocardii; Amphioxiformes; Branchiostomatidae
Product: deoxyuridine 5'-triphosphate nucleotidohydrolase-like
Exons: 6
Coding region: 53-559 (168 amino acids)
Biological process (GO): dUTP catabolic process; dUMP biosynthetic process
Molecular function (GO): magnesium ion binding; dUTP diphosphatase activity
Source: RefSeq, a predicted model, not a curated record